This is a messenger RNA of Nicotiana tabacum (common tobacco), 309 nucleotides long. The record is from RefSeq and is a predicted model, not a curated record. NCBI's taxonomy places the organism in Eukaryota, Viridiplantae, Streptophyta, Magnoliopsida, Solanales, Solanaceae.
AUGGAAAAAGUUAAGGUGAUUCAAGAACGACUUUGUAUAGCUCACUCCAUACAAAAGUGUUAUGCAGACCAGAUAGUUCGAGAUGUAGCUUAUAUGGUAGGUGAGAAGGUUCUUCUCCGAAUGUCACCUAUGAAGGGCAUGAUGCAGUUCGAGAAAAGGGGCAAGUUGAGUCUGAGGUUUAUUGGCCUGUUUGAAAUCUUGGAGGGAGUUGGGGAGGUUGCUUAUAGACUUGCAUUGCCUCCUAGCCCAGCAGGGCUUGAAGAAAAUUUGGCCUAUGAGGAAGAGCUAGUUGCUAUUCUAGACUUGCAG